UCAUUUUCCCACUUUCUGCCUUUCCCAACAAUCAUUCAUUCAUUCUCUCAACACUAUAAUUCAGGUUGAAUUCAAUAUCUAUAUAUAUGUAUAUAUGUAUGUAUGUAUGUGUUAUCAGUUAAUCUGUUGAACGCCGACAUUUUGGUUAUUCAAUUGCUUAUCCGAUUCCUCGGUGUUCCUUACUUUCUAUCAUUCAAUUCAAUUUCGAAAUUCUCAGUUGUUUAUGUAAUCUAGAUUUGUGUGUGUGUGUGUGCGUGCGUGUGUGUGUGUGUAUAGAGAUAGAGAGAGUUAAAUGGCGCAAUUGCCUCCGAAAAUCCCAAACAUGACACAGAAUUGGCCAGAGCAGAAACUGGGAUCCAUGGCGGCCACCAAUUCCCAAAACCUUUCUUGGGUGGACGAGUUUCUUGACUUCUCCGCCGCGAGGCGUGGGACUCAUCGGCGGUCGAUCAGCGACUCCAUCGCCUUCCUGGAACUCGACCAAUGUCCCUCAUCUCAAAAUCACAACCACAAUCCAGAUCAAUCCAAUGGCGGCUUUGAUGACGAACACUUCAUGUCCAUGUUCAGCGAUGAUCGUCUUCCCAAUGCCGUUGCUCCUAUACUUUCCUCCUCCAAUCCUUCUACACCGUCCGAUCACAACAGCAUCAACGAUGAUAAAGACGCGCCCUCAUCUGAUCACCCCCCCAAACACCACAACCAAUUUAAGAACGAAGCCGAAGAGGUCCAGAGCCAAUGCACCACCGCCACUGACCCGAACCCGUCGAUUAACGCUCCUGCGAAUGUUUCAUCCGAUCGCAUUGUCGAUCCUAAACGAGUCAAGAGAAUCUUAGCGAACCGACAAUCGGCGCAGAGAUCACGAGUGAGGAAAUUACAAUACAUAUCGGAACUGGAACGUAGCGUUACUUCAUUACAAGCGGAAGUGUCGGUGUUAUCGCCGAGAGUUGCUUUUCUGGAUCAUCAGCGGUUGCUUCUCAAUGUUGACAACAGUGCUCUGAAGCAAAGAAUCGCAGCUUUGGCUCAAGAUAAGAUUUUCAAGGAUGCUCAUCAAGAAGCACUGAAGAGAGAGAUAGAGAGACUGAGGCAAGUGUAUCAGCAAAGGAAGCUGAAUAAAAUGGAAAGCAACAGUGGCGCACCACCACCGGCUGAUCAUCACGUAAAGCCUUCUACAGAGAAAGAACAGCAGCAGCAGCAGCUUCUCAAUGUCUGAUCAAAAUAUUAUAUAAUCCCUGCCUCCUGCAAAACCCAUUGAUAAAAUCUCUUUGUCCCAUCAAUCCAUAACUUCAUUCAUUCUAUUUCUCCUUUAUCAAUGAAUUCCAUUAAUAUAUGUGUGUUCUUUUCUGAUCAUCUUCUUCAGUUUGGGACUAAUUUACUGUCCAGUGUUGAAGAAUUCUGAUAUUGGGUUAGUUAGGGUAUUAAUAUUUGUGGGAUUACACAAAAAGAAAAAGUAAGAAGAGAGGAGAUCUGCAAAUUGGGAAGGAGUUGGGUUGCAAUGGUGAUGAUCACGUGAUGAUGUGUUUUGAAGGGACCACAAGUCCCAGAUUUACAUGAUUGGUUUUGCAGGAAGAAAAAACACAUGCAACUGUGGUUCCAUUCAUUCUUCCCAAUAAACAACCAAAUAAUCAUAAUGUACAUACAUACAUACAUACAUACAUACAUACAUAUAGAUACGUACAUAAACAUUUGGGUAUGUCUAUUAUGCUUGAAGUAUAUUACCAGAGUGGUGAGGAUAUUAUCAUCUUUUCAUUUUUUUUAUUAUAUUAUACAGUUAAAUCUUCUAUCCUUUUCAUGGUAACUUGUUCUGGGGAUAUACAUAUACGUGUAUGUUUGAAGCCAAAGGAUGAUUAUUUUGUGGUGGAAUGUAUGAAAGUAAGAGUUGUUGUCA
Messenger RNA from Carica papaya (papaya), 1879 nucleotides. Its product is annotated as basic leucine zipper 34-like. Gene Ontology annotation, molecular function: DNA-binding transcription factor activity; DNA binding. The record is from RefSeq and is a predicted model, not a curated record. NCBI's taxonomy places the organism in Eukaryota, Viridiplantae, Streptophyta, Magnoliopsida, Brassicales, Caricaceae. Gene Ontology annotation, cellular component: nucleus. Gene Ontology annotation, biological process: positive regulation of DNA-templated transcription.